GAACGCAUCACUAUACCAUGGCAGUGGCAGCUGGGCGAAUUCUCCCGGAUGGGCCCAACUACCUCGUAGCCAAAGAGACAGCCACCGAGACCCUGAAUAGACCAGGCAAACAGACGAUGGGAAAUGAGAAUGUCAUACUAUGGAUGUCGGGUUUGGGGGUUUGAACUGGACAGCAGCUGGUGGACGAUGAAUGCCACUAUGUACUCGAAGUCUCGAACAUCAACCGACCGCAGCGGGCCGGGCCUCAGGCACAAGCGCGCAGGAAUUGGUUUCCACACCAGAGACUUUCUUUCCCCUGUUCCUGAGCAAUGUGCCAAUGACAAAUGGGUGAGUGCCAGCAUUUUCAAUCGCAAUCGCCCCUUGAACCCUAUAAUUCAGAAUCCCUCGCGUCUUGCUAAAUCAUCACUGGCGAGGAUUGCCACCAUGCAGCAAUUUCUCCUCGUUACCCCAGACCCCACAGAGCGGUCGGGUCGGACGCGGCAUCGGCGAGUUCACCCGACGCUCAACUGCCAUUGCCUUGCCGACGCGACUCCCGCUGUCGGAAUCGUAAAAUACGCCGUUUCCAUGACAGACCCUGUCCCCAAACAUGCCCCGACUGAGCCCGGUGCCACUGCCACAACCACCAUCAGAUCGGUGCAGUUUUGACCCGGAGAACUUCCCUGCAGACCCUGACGCAUUGGGCCCUGCUGGAAUGGCUUUUCAUCGGGCCGGGGAAGGCAACCAGUCGCGGGUCCCCCGCAGAGCGCCCGCAGGGAGAAUGUUCACCCCGGCGGGCGUAACAAGACAAUACGGCGAGGCGUGGGGUCGGCUUCGGAAGGCGGCAAAGCGAAGCAGGCGGAC
Messenger RNA from Aspergillus heteromorphus CBS 117.55, 840 nucleotides. RefSeq lists its product as uncharacterized. Lineage: Eukaryota; Fungi; Ascomycota; Eurotiomycetes; Eurotiales; Aspergillaceae. The transcript has a single exon. The record is from RefSeq and is a predicted model, not a curated record. Bases 124 to 645 code for a protein of 173 amino acids.